This is a messenger RNA of Astyanax mexicanus (Mexican tetra), 3440 nucleotides long. It is a transcript of the gene ankhb, whose product is annotated as ANKH inorganic pyrophosphate transport regulator b. The record is from RefSeq and is a predicted model, not a curated record. The coding region runs from base 453 to 1955 and encodes 500 amino acids. The transcript has 12 exons. Gene Ontology annotation, biological process: phosphate ion transmembrane transport. Gene Ontology annotation, molecular function: phosphate transmembrane transporter activity. NCBI's taxonomy places the organism in Eukaryota, Metazoa, Chordata, Actinopteri, Characiformes, Acestrorhamphidae. Gene Ontology annotation, cellular component: membrane.
AAAGGCGGAGGAGCCGCGCGCGAGGCAGAUCUACCGCAGCACGGCGGCCUCGCGACCGAUUGAAACGGUACCGGUAGCAGGUGUUUGUGUGUGUUUUUGAGGCCGCGCGCGCGUGUUGGGGUGCUGGUUGUUUGCGCUGCUCCUCGCUGGGCGGAUGGAGGAACAAUGGAGACCGAGUCCGCGGAAAUUUCUGGCCGCCCUCCGCUCUCCCCAUCAUUGUUUAUGAUGCUGCUGCUGUUGUGUAGGAGGACAGGGACGGAGCCCAUCUCACUGGAUUCCUGCUAGAAAACAAGCCGCGCACACUCCCAUACUCUCUCACUCUCUUAUAAAAACACACACCCUCUCACAGACACACGCUCGCGCCCUGAGCUCGCGCUGGCCUGGCCUCUCCUCUCCUCCUCCCGGCGCGCGGCAGCAGCAGAUGUUCGCAGGUCUCCUCCUCAACCGGCGACAUGGUGACGUUCCCGGCUCUCGCCCAUUACUGGCCUCUCAUCCGAUUCCUGGUCCCUCUGGCCAUCACCAACAUCGCCAUCGACCUCGGCGAGCAGGCUUUAAACAGAGGGAUCGCCACUGUCAAGGAGGAUGCGGUGGAGAUGCUGGCCAGUUAUGGCCUGGCCUAUUCCCUGAUGAAGUUCUUCACUGGACCUAUGAGCGACUUCAAGAAUGUGGGGCUGGUGUUCGUCAACAGCAAGCGCGACCGGACCAAGGCAGUGCUCUGCAUGGUUGCUGCUGGAACUGUAGCCAUCAUUUUCCACACUCUGAUAGCCUACACAGACAUGGGCUACUACAUCAUCAACAAGCUGCACCAUGUGGACGAGUCGGUGGGCAAUAAGACCAGAAAGGCUUUUCUCUACCUGGCUGCGUUUCCCCUGCUGGACGCCAUGGCAUGGACCCAUGCUGGAAUCCUAUUAAAGCACAAGCACAGCUUUCUCGUUGGCUGUGCCUCUAUCUCUGAUGUCAUAGCACAGAUUGUUUUUGUGGCUAUUCUGCUGCACAGUCAUCUGGAAUGUGUGGAGCCGCUGUUGAUUCCCAUUCUGUCUCUGUACAUGGGAGCUCUGGUGCGUUUCACUAUUGUGGGUCUGGGCUACUAUCGAAACAUUCAUGACAACAUCCCAGACUCCAGUGGCCCCGAGGUGGGGGGUGAUGCCACCAUCAAAAAGAUGCUGAAUUUCUGGUGGCCCCUGGCCCUCAUACUGGCCACACAGCGCAUCAGCAGGCCCAUCGUCAACCUGUUUGUGUCCCGUGACUUAAAGGGAAGUGCUGCCUCCACUGAGGCAGUCGCAGUUCUAACAGCUACGUAUCCUGUAGGACACAUGCCGUAUGGAUGGUUAACUGAACUCCGGGCCGUCUACCCUGCUUUUGACAAGAAUAACCCGAGCAGCAAGCUGGCUAAUGCUGGCACAACAGUUACCAAGUCCAACAUCAAGAGGUUUACGUUUGUCUGUCUGGCUCUGUCCAUCACACUCUGUUUCGUGGUUUUCUGGACGCCGAAUGUCUCAGAAGGGAUUCUGGUGGAUAUCAUAGGGGUGGAUCACGCUUUUGCUGAGCUCUGUGUUGCCCCACUGCGAAUCUUCUCUUUCUUCCCUAUUCCAGUGACGGUGCGUGCUCACCUGACCGGCUGGCUCAUGACCCUGAAGAAGACCUUUGUCCUGGCGCCGAGCUCCGUACUGCGGAUCAUCGUCCUCAUCACCAGCCUCAUAGUGCUGCCAUACAUGGGUGUGCAUGGAGCCACUCUGGGGGUUGGAUCUCUGUUGGCUGGCUUCAUUGGAGAGUCCACAAUGGUGGCGAUUGCAGCGUGCUACGUCUACCGGAAACAGAACAAAAAGAAAGACUGUGACGGAGAGGUGGCCAACGAAGGCGAGGACUCCGCCCCCAUGAACGAAGUCCGAACUGGCCGGAUGGACGACAUUGUUGAACUGACGGAGGAGAAUGACGAUGAUGAGGAGGAAGAGUGAGAGGCGGGCGUUUGCGGGACGUCCGUGACGAAGGCACAGGACUGCUUUCCUGUGCGUCCCUGCUGGUUCUGAAAGAAUUCCACGUGGACGUGCUGGAGGAAGAAACAGGGAAUCCUUUUGCUUUUCCAGGGCAAUUUUUAAUCGCUUACUGCCCUCACCCCCUCCCUUCCUCUGUUGCUGCUGCUCUUUCCAUCCCUUUCUGUGGCAGAGCGACAGAAAGCCCUUCUGCAGUGCGCACACAGAGAACACUUCAGAGAGGGAGAUUUAGAUUUAGAAGCUCAAAGACGGAACGAGAACGAGAGCAUCUGUCUUUGUGUUAAUUUAUUAUUUAUCAAUUUUGGAAUAUUUUAAAACAGAACCAUACACACACACACACACACACACACACACACCUUAUUGUCUUCCAGCUGUCAUCAGGAACCUUCGGGUGCAGGACAGCGAAGAUGAUGAUCGAUUUGUACCAAAGCAACCGUCGCACGCUAACUCUUGCUUCUUUUAACUCUCGUCCUCUGUGCUCUACUGUGCUGCCGUCCUUACACUAAACCAACCUUUACAGAAAAAGAAAGAGAGAAAGCAAAUACUAAACAAAGCAGUGACUUAAUCAGCUUGGAAUGUACAUAUCUUUCAUUGUUGUUGUUUUUCUUUGUUUUUUUGAACUUGAAUUUACUGCAGAAAGAGAGGAAAAGGACAAUACGAAGUUCUGGGAGCAGGAACCUCUCAACCCAAAUGUUGCUGCACAGCUGCCGAAGGACCAGUGAAAUCUUUUAUCAGAGAAUUGUUCGAAAAGAGAGAGGAAAUAUAUAUAUAUUACAGAUUUUUAUCAGAUUUGAGUGUGAAUUAGAUGAAUAAUAAUAAUAUUAAUAAUAAUAAUAAUAAUAAUCAUAUGACUAGAUGCAAACAAAAAAAAAAGUGGCCUCAGAGUGCUAAAGUUGGUUGAAGUUGGUGGGCCAUUUUUACCGGCACUAUUUUUGUAACAUUCUACGUCAUAGGUGUAUAAAAUCUAGUCCGUUUUUUUGUAUGGGUGACAUUGUGAAGUCUGUAAACGGUGGGAAGGGGAUUGAUGAUAAUAUUGGUGUGUGUGUUUUAAUGAUCACGUCUGUUGCAGUAUUUUUAGGAAAAAGAAAAAAACGGAAGUUAUUUAAUUUGGGCAUUUUUUUGUAUCUCAGGAUGUAUAUUAUUGAGAACGAUGCAUAUAAAGAGUAUCUUGAAGUCCAGUUGUUGAUCCUUCUUCUAUCCUGUAGUACGAGUUUAUCAAUGACACUGCACAAGUAUUUAUGAUGUCUACAGAAUCUGUUCGUUUUGAUUUAGCUGGAGAGCGAAGUCUGGCCAAGCUCUUUCUUUUGUACUAAAUGUUGCUGCUUGAUUCAAAGCAGUGGAAACACACAGUACAAAUAAAAGUUCAGACUUUUGUUUUUUACUGUCUAACAAAGACAAAGACUGCUUUAUUCUACAGUGAUUAAAGGGUGACCAUGUGGUUCAAAAUGC